AUGGCUACUGCCCCAUCUUCACUGCAAAAUCCCAGCCCUCAGUCCCAAAUGAGUGUGCAUCUCUCCAGGGCAGCUGCUUCAAGUAAAACCGGCUACACCUUGACUCUGUGUCUGACAGGUGUCUGCACAAACACUGCCCUGGUGCCGGUGUUUGAGCUGGAGGUGUGUCCCGGCCAAGUUUUCCUGGGGCAAACAUCCCAAGAAAGCCAAGCUGAAGAGAAGCACGGGAAAACAGCACUGGAGGUUGGCAUGCAAAAAGAGCACCUGGUUCCCUGGAGGGACAUGACCUGGCGGGCAAAAGCUGACAAUGAAAGGCUCAAGUGGAGGCUGUAGGACCUGGAGAAGGCGCUGGAGCAGGCACGGGAAGACAAGCGAGACAUUCAUGAAGAAACAACCCGGCAAUACCAAGAGCUGCAGAAGCAGACAGCAGCCCACAGCCAGCACUUGGAGGCGAAGGUGAAGAGCCUGCAGGAGCAGCUCGCCUGCAAGACCCAGGAGACUGCCAUCCAGGCACUAGCAGAGAGGGACAGGACCAUCGCCCAGCUGCAGAGCAGGCUUGAUGCCAUGGAAAGGGAGUAUGAGAAGAUCCUCCACGGUAGUCUGGACCUUGUGCUGGCCAAGAUGGCAGAGGCCAGCCAGCACUGGGAAGAGGUAGGAACGACCAUCACCAUGGAGCACAAGGAGUGCCUACAGGAGUUUGGCCUCAACCCCCUGGAGUUAUAGCACCCUGGGGCUUCCGGGACCAGACAGGAUCUCAGCCCCUACCUCCCUAUCUGCACAUUUGGAGAGCUUCCCACAUCCACUGCCCAACAACUCAGCUGCCCCGGGCUAGGUAAGAGAAGAUGAGUCCUGUCUGGCCCUGAGAUGCAGUGCUGAGUCACAGUCCUCUCCAUAACAUUACUCACACGAACAGCAGUGUGGAUUUGUCCUUUAAUCACACCCCAAAUGGGUGACGCAGGAACAGUGCUGUGAUGGGUGGCAGACACUCACUGCCCACAGGUUCACAGGGAGGGUGAGAGGAGGAGCACAAGAGAGAUGUCCAUGCAGGGGCAGACCUCAGCCAACAGGCUGAAAGGUGGGGGGUUCCUCCAGUGCCCCAUUGGCCUCCGCUGAUCCUUUCCCCUUCACACAGCGGCCCGAAGACCAGCCCUGGGCUGAGCCAAGCCUCAGGCUCCCCAGUCCCCUGGGUCAUGGUGUGGAGGGCAAUGCCUCAGCUCUCCUGGGAGCUCCCGGAGCCUGGAGGUGGGCAAGGGCUUCAGCGCAAUGUCCCUAGAUAACCCUGGAGGCAGCUGCACAGGCAAAGACACAGGUCUGUCUUCAGGUUACAAGAAGUCACCACCACGGUUAAUAAAAGCUUGGAGCCAGCCU
Harpia harpyja (harpy eagle) is the source of this 1368-nucleotide messenger RNA. RefSeq names its product coiled-coil domain containing 153 (gene DRC12). The transcript has 6 exons. Lineage: Eukaryota; Metazoa; Chordata; Aves; Accipitriformes; Accipitridae. The record is from RefSeq and is a predicted model, not a curated record.